Closterium sp. NIES-67 is the source of this 4281-nucleotide messenger RNA. The record is from the annotation of a GenBank genome assembly. NCBI's taxonomy places the organism in Eukaryota, Viridiplantae, Streptophyta, Zygnematophyceae, Desmidiales, Closteriaceae.
GGCCGCUACUUACAGCUACCCCUCAUGCUAGCUCCUCCCCGAUCCGAGCCUCUUUCCCGCUUGGCAAUAGCCCACCCGCAGCCAACUGUUUCUCGAUUCGACAUCCUCGAGGCUCAAUUGAGGCGCCUCAAACGCCUGUAAGCUCGAAAGAUGGAGAGCUCGAUAAGAUCGGGGAUUUGUCUUUGUCUAGCGGCUCUAAGCUUUCCAGCAUUGGGCGUCCCAAUUGGAUGUUUGGAUUUCCCUAUCGCGCUGGAAGCAGGAAUCUCGCUGGCGGCUGUUUCCCCGUUGUGUCCUGGACAUUUGAUCGUGCUCAGAAGAAACACGUGUGUGCCGUAUUCAACGUUGAUCUGUCCGAUGUGCUCAUCGCACCGUUCAACCGACCGUCGCCGAUAUAGUAGCGGCAGCUGGGCCUUUCCGUCGACGAAUGGCAAUGCGUCCCUUCCCGCCCAUAAUGGCUGGCUGGGCUUUCCUUCCUAGCAAGAGCCUUCUACAUUUACGGUGCUUCCCUUUCCCACCCAUUGCCGCAUGAGCCAAGGGUUCCUUCAUCGCAGCUGCAGUCGUAUUGGUGCGGGUGCAUCAGGACCAGGUUCCCUGUGGGCGUCAGCCAUUGACUCCUCGGAGGAGGUACACAAGCAUUGCCUCCUGGACUUCCCCCCCUCGCCUAUCCCAUCGUCCGCACCCCAGGCCCUUUGCCCUCUACCCCAGCGCCCGCCACAGCCUCGGGCGAUAUAGGCAUCUAUAGAGGCCCGUUAAAUCCCACAACGAGCGCAGCCCGCAUCCGUCUUUGCGCGUACUGCUAUUGUGCCCGGGGAACCUCCCUGUGACUCGUGAAGUUCCUACGACCCCGUGCUGUGCCUUAGAAGCAGGCUAGAGAGCCCGUUGGGGUGAUUGUAGGGAGCGGCCUACUAUGGAGGGUUUUUCCGCUGAUGGUUCACAGGCACGAUCCGGCUCCUAUGGAGCACAGGCACACCAUCCCCUGCAGCGGCGCUCUUUAAGUCCACAGCGGAAGCUUGGAGCAGGAGCAGCAGGAGCAGCAGGAGCAGCUGGAGCAGUCCUCGAGUGGUUAUCUGCAGGUGUUGUGUGUGUCCUCCUGCUGCUCGCCACUGCUGCACCAGCAGCGGCACAAGGCCACGGAGGCGGAGCAACGGUGGUGGGAUCACAGGAGGGUGAGCGAUGGCACGGCGUGGCUUCACGGUUUCGCCUGGUGGAAGACACCCCCGUCCCGUCCACUGCAUCUCCUGGUCGUACUGCUUCGUCCACACCAGCUGCUGCUUCAAGAGCCUCUACUUCUGCAUCGACCACACCAGCUGCUGCUUCAAGAGCCUCUGCUUCUGCAUCGACCACACCAGCUGCUGCUUCAAGAGCCUCUACUUCUGCAUCGACCACACCAGCUGCUGCUUCAAGAGCCUCUGCUUCUGCGUCGACCACACCAGCUGCUGCUUCAAGAGCCUCUACUUCUGCAUCGACCACACCAGCUGCUGCUUCAAGAGCCUCUACUUCGGCAUCGACCACACCAGCUGCUGCUUCAAGAGCCUCUACUUCGGCAUCGACCACACCAGCUGCUGCUUCAAGAGCCUCUACUUCGGCAUCGACCACACCAGCUGCUGCUUCAAGAGCCUCUACUUCGGCAUCGACCACACCAGCUGCUGCUUCAAGAGCCUCUACUUCUGCAUCGACCACACCAGCUGCUGCUUCAAGAGCCUCUACUUCUGCAUCGACCACGUCAGCUUCUUCUCGCUCCUCCUCCUCCCGUCCCCCCCCCCUCUCCUCGUUAGCAUCUCGUUCUGCCUCCACCACCAGGGAUCCUUCCGUCUCACCACUUUUGAAAUCUGCUGCAGCAGCUCCCUCUGUUCCCGCUUCCAGCGCGUCUUCCCCUUCCCCCAACCUCCCCACUUCCCCCAACCUCCCCACUUCCCCCAAGCUCCCCACUUCCCCCAGGUCCUCCUCUUCAGCAUCCGCCUCCCCACUUCCAACCUCCGAACCUGCCUUUUCCUCGCUCUCGCCCUCCCUCUCUGCCUCCGAGCCCGCCCUACCCCCUCUUAUCUCAGAGCCCAUCUCAUCCCCUCCCCUCUCCCCCCUCCUAGCUCUUCCCCCCGCCCCCUUCGCCCUCGCCACUCCCCGCCCCCACCUCCCCUCGAAGCCCCAGCCCCUGCGCCCGCCCUUUCCCCCGAACCCCCCCCUGCUCCUGCCCCUGCCCCCGAAUCCCUUCUCUCCCCUUUCCCCGCCCCCGCCCCUUCCCCCGCCUCCACCCCUGCCCCCGCACCCGCCCCAUCCCCUUCAUCCGCGCCUGCCCCCGCGCCCGCGCCUCUCGCCCAAUCACUGCUCACCAGCUCAGCGAAAUGCCCCGGGAUAAUCAUAGACUACCGCGUGCUCUCUCUCACGCCCAUCCCUUUCUCCGGCGCGCCUGCCUUCCGAUUCACAUCAAGGGUCACUCUGUCUAACGUGGGGCCCAGGCCGCUCAGGAAGUGGGCGCUGUCGUUUGGAUUCGUGAACCAGGAAGCCAUUGGGGAGGUGGACGGGGCGGUUGUUCCGGCGGGUGUGCAGCUGCCAGUAGCAGGCAACGGUCUGGCGCUCUCCAGUCCGCCAGGGACCCCCUUCCUGCUCACAGCCGUCCAAUCAGGAGGCGACAAGCGGCGGUACCAGCAAGUGGUACAGCUGUCGGGCACGGAGGUCGCCGCCACGUCAGCAGCAGCCGCACUGCCAAGGACCAUCUCUCUGGACGCCACGGGGUUUGACUGCGGUGACACGCCCAUGCUCUCAGGUCGCAACGACACCCUCCGGGUGUGCUGUCCCUCCACUGGCCCCGUGCAGGACACUCAAGUGGCACCACUGCCUGUCCCAACACUACCCAUUUCAAGCCAAGGCCUGCAGGUUCAGUGGGACGUGUUAAACGCCAAUGCCUCACAGUACAGCGUGGCAGUGCGCGUGACCAACACGCAGCGAUACACUGCAGUCAGCAGUGACCCUGGCUGGUCGCUGCAAUGGGCGUGGCAGAUGGGCGAAAUGAUUCUGGAGUGCGACGGGUGCCAGACACUGCAGCAAGGAGACUGCACGUCGUGCCCUGCAUGCAUCGACAACCCCUCCAUCAACAGUGCCUACUCCUGCGACCCCAUCCCCACUCUUAUCGACGGCUCCCCCCUGAAUGGAUCGCUAUCCGCACCAGCUUAUGACAACUCGUCCUCCUCCACCUCCUUCACUAUGCUUCUCGUUAAAGCCCGGCAGUACUGGGACCCCUCGCUGCUCACCUUCCCAGCCAACUUCACUGCCCGGGUCUCCAACCAGUCGCAGGGCUUCGCAUGUGACCCCCCGACUGGCCUCUCCCCCUCGGCGCUUGAGACAGUAGUGGGCGGCAGACAGACCAGGAACGCCAAAGCCUCUUACGUGGUGACAUGUGGCACUGUAGCUGGAAACGGGCCUCUCCCGACCUGCUCUGUGUCAGCAUCUGCCUAUUUCAACUCCUCACUCGCCCCCAGCUCCUCCUGUGCCUGCGGCUGCUCCUCUUCCAACACCAGCCAAGGCGGCGGCCAAUGCGAUGCCGCCACGUCAGCAAGCACAGAUCCUGCUGCAACCGUGCUAUUGGGAGAGGACCUGGCGGGGCUGGUGGUGCCAGGACAGAGUGAGGGGAGCUGCGGCACUGGGUGCGGCAUUGAAGCGCAUGUGACUAUAUCAGAUGCGGACGAAACAGGCUGGACAAUGCGGUUGGCGCUGUGGAACAGUGCACCGCCCACAAUCAAGAACUGGACGGCAGUCUUGGCGUUUCCGCAGGGCUUUGCUGAAAACCUCCAGGAGGCAACCUCUGUGGCGGCUCGAUUUGACUCACCACCAUAUGCUGACAACCUCAUGAUGUCUGGCCAGCCCACAGUGAACGAGUGGCUGCUGGGCGAUGGGGGCAACGUGCAAUGGACCCUCCGCUUUAACCGCACGCCAGGCUCAGCAGGGUACAACGCCACAGGGGGGGAUACUCUUGCUGUCAGCUCUGGCGUGUUCCCAUUGGCUCUCCUUGUGGGCGGCCAACAGUGCCAGAUGCCGGCCUUUCUGCCGUCUGCUAAGGGAGCAUGGACGGGUGGGGGGGUGUGGAGUGUGGCUGUGGCAGUGGUUGUAUGGGCAGUGCUGGGCAUUUGAUUUGACAUGUGCUUUUGCGAGCUGGUGUGUUGGAGGCAGGGAGAGUGCUUUCAUGCCCCACCACCAGCCACCAGCCGUUCCAACAAUGCUUGUAUAGGAAAUACCUUAUAUCAUUUUAUGAGUAGCUUCUGCUGUUACAGUUUGCAUUUAACACACUGA